AUGGCUAGAUAUAUCUAUUCCGGAGUUCUCAAUCUAACCGGAGUUUCUAACUUUGAUAUUCUUGACCUCCUGGUUGCAUCAGAUGAAUUACUUCUGAGUGAAUUAACCGAACAUGUUCAAAAUCACCUUAUUGAGCACACGGAUUCCUGGCUCGAACAAAAUUUUAUUAAGGUCUUACAUACUAUUUUUCGGCUUGUCAGCUGCAAAGAACUUAAAGAUCACUGCCUAAAAUCCAUUUGCGAUAAUCCAAAGCCUUUCUUUGACUCCGAAGAUUUUCUUUCUCUUGAUAAGGACAUUUUCCUGGAAUUAAUCAAAUGCGAUGAGCUAAUAAUAGAAGAAGCAGAUAUCUGGGAACAUCUUAUUAAAUGGGGAAUCUACCAAACCCCAGAGAUCGAAGGGAUGAAAUCUUCAGAUGUGAAGAAUUUUUCGGAUAAAAACUUUAAGGAUCUAAAGAAAACGAUGAAUCCUUUUAUUCUGUAUGUUAGAUUUUACGAAAUCUCUUCGAAGGACUUCUUUAAUAAAGUUCGCCCGUUUCAAAAAGUUCUGCCGGAAUCAAUCUUUGAAGAUACCAUGUCCUUUUUAAUGGCAAAAACAGAACCGAAACAAGAAAUACUUCCUGCACGCACGAGUGCUAUUAUUAAAGACUCUAAAAUUUUAUCAAGAAGACACGCGAAUAUCAUUUCCAAUUGGAUUGAAAAAAGAGAUGCUUUUGAGACUAUGAAUAAGGAAAAACAACAUCACUUUGCUCUCCUUUACCGCGGAACUCGUGACGGAUUUGAUGAUGACUCAUUUCGCCAAAAAGUUAACGGUCAAGGGCAAGCGAUUGUAGUUAUUAAAGUAAAGGAUUCUGGAAAUAUAAUUGGUGGAUUUAAUGCGAACGGGUGGAAUGGGGAUGUUUCUAACCUGUGUAAUUGUAACUAUGAUUAUAAUCUUACCAUGCAGCACGAGUAUUAUGAUGAAUAUAGUGAAUGGAAUGACUCUGGCUUUUAUCGGUCUCAUGAGUAUGAUUGUAACUCUUGGAGCAAUAAUAGCGAUCAUUUCGUAUUUUACUUGGGCGGUCAAAAUAAUUUUGGAACCAUUAGAAUCGGUCGAUCUGACGGUUCUUGCGGUGUAUGUGACCAGGAAGAUGUUAUGAUACGAUUUGGAAAUGGUGAUUUAAUACUUAACAGUGAUCAAAAUGGAACAUGCGAUAAAUAUUCUUACGAUCAACAUAUUUUGGAUACAAAUAGCUUUAUUGCUGAGGAAUUGGAGGUAUUUAGUGUGGCAAAGAAUAAAAACCAAUAG
Molecule: messenger RNA, 1284 nt
Organism: Acaulospora colombiana
Lineage: Eukaryota; Fungi; Glomeromycota; Glomeromycetes; Diversisporales; Acaulosporaceae
Source: the annotation of a GenBank genome assembly